Triplophysa rosa is the source of this 874-nucleotide messenger RNA. It is a transcript of the gene mrpl43, whose product is annotated as mitochondrial ribosomal protein L43. Gene Ontology annotation, molecular function: structural constituent of ribosome. The coding region runs from base 138 to 584 and encodes 148 amino acids. Lineage: Eukaryota; Metazoa; Chordata; Actinopteri; Cypriniformes; Nemacheilidae. The transcript has 3 exons. The record is from RefSeq and is a predicted model, not a curated record. Gene Ontology annotation, cellular component: mitochondrial large ribosomal subunit. Gene Ontology annotation, biological process: mitochondrial translation.
AAUUGACAUUACGCAUGUCUUCUUACAGUUGUCCUCUAAAUCCAAACAUUCACAGUACCUGCUAAAAUAGUGUUGCAAAGACUGACUUCAUUUACAGAGUGAAUUUAAUUGAAUGAAAGAUCAUAAAGGGAGUUGACAUGACUGCUCGCGGUACACCGAGUCGUUUUUUACAGAGCGUUCUUCAUAAUGGAGUGAGUCGAUAUGUGUGUCAGCUAAAGCGGAUAUCUAUCAUCUUUUCAAAGAAAGGACAGGGCUCUUUGGGAGUCAGGGAUUUCAUUGAGGAAGGUGUGGUCGACUUUGCCAAGAAAACCCCAGGAACCGUGGUUUACAUCUCCCCUCAGUCCAGCAGAAUUCCCAAAAUAGUAGCCGAGUAUUUAAACGGUAAAGUCCAAGAGGAGACUGUUACCAACAAAACAUCUCAGCAAAUUGCUGAACUUAUAACCAAGAUGUCCAACCAAUCAGGACUAGACAUCAUCCGCAUUCGUAAACCCUUCCACACAAGCAGUCCAAGUAUCCAGGGCCAGUGGCACCCCUUCACAAAUCGACCCCUCCGCAUUGAUCCAGUUGGCCCACAAGCAAAAUAAGGACUUUGCUGAUGAAUGGUUUUGUAUUUAUUUUCUGACUGAUGUGCAGAUUUGUUAGUAGACCUCCAAGAUGGUCAACUACCUCUGCCACGGAUCCAAAACUGCCCCACGUUUAACAGUAUAAUGAUGAGGUAGACAUUUUCAACAGGGACCUAUUAGGAUGGACUCAUAGGAUGAUUUUCUUUUUUUAAUGAAUUAAGAGUACCUUGUACCUUGGAAAUAGGCUCGUUGAAAGAUGCUCAUCCACUGAGAAAUGUACUCUUUUCUUUGGGAAAUAAAGUUCUGAACUA